Nematolebias whitei (Rio pearlfish) is the source of this 1167-nucleotide messenger RNA. RefSeq names its product calponin 1, basic, smooth muscle, b (gene cnn1b). Gene Ontology annotation, molecular function: actin binding. The record is from RefSeq and is a predicted model, not a curated record. Gene Ontology annotation, biological process: actomyosin structure organization. NCBI's taxonomy places the organism in Eukaryota, Metazoa, Chordata, Actinopteri, Cyprinodontiformes, Rivulidae. The transcript is spliced from 7 exons. The coding region runs from base 180 to 1076 and encodes 298 amino acids.
UUCACAGCGGGUCCUCAGCGCGACGAAGGCUUCUCUUAAUUAAACUCAUCGUGUGUGAGUAGAAUCUGAUCACCUCCCGGGCUUUAUGCGGACUUCCUGCCUCGGACAGAGAACUGGUAGCUGCUGUCUCCAUCUUUGAAGCCGCCUGCUCCUCAGCUCUGUGUGGAAACAGCUGCAGAAUGACGACACAUUUCAGGAGCGGCCCAGCCUUCGGACUCUCUGCUGAGGUCAAGAGCAAGCUUGCUGGGAAAUAUGACCCACAGAAGGAAGAGGAGCUGAGGCUGUGGAUGGAAGAUGUGGCGGGCAAAAGAAUUGGAGAAAACUUCAUGGAGAGUCUGAAGGAUGGAGUCCUGUUGUGCGAGCUGAUUAAUAUUCUCCAGCCAGGCUCUGUGAGGAAGAUCAAUCACUCUAGUCAGAACUGGCAUCAGCUGGAAAAUAUCGGGAACUUUGUUCGUGCCAUCACAGAAUAUGGCCUGAAGCCUCACGACAUCUUCGAGGCCAACGAUCUGUUUGAGAACGUCAACCACACUCAAGUCCAGUGUUCGCUCAUCGCUUUGGCUGGAAUGGCCAAAUCCAAAGGUUUCAACUCAAAGUAUGAUCUGGGAGUCAAGUAUGCUGAGAAACAGCAGCGACACUUUGCUCCUGAGAAGCUUAUGGAGGGGAGGAACAUCAUAGGCCUGCAGAUGGGCACCAACAAGCUUGCCAGCCAAAAAGGCAUGACCUCCUACGGGACGCGACGCCAUCUGUACGAUGCCAAGAUAGGUAUGGACAACCCAGCAGACCAGUCCACCAUCAGCCUACAGAUGGGCACCAACAAGGGAGCCAGUCAGGCUGGCAUGGUGGCACCUGGAACCAGGAGGCACAUCUUUGAUAAGAACCUGCAGCUGGAGAAAUGUGACACCUCCACUAUUUCUCUUCAGAUGGGCACCAACAAAGUGGCCUCCCAGCAGGGGAUGACCACCUACGGCCUGCCCCGCCAGGUUUAUGACAACAAGUACUGCACCAACCCUAUUGAGACCUACUAUAACAAUGGGAGCGAGGUCGAGUUUGAUGGUUACAACCAGUACUCUGAUUAAAAGAAGCUACGGACAAUCUCUCCUUCUGUCCCCCUCCUCUGCUUUAAAAUUAGACAACCAACCACAGCUGUCUUUGUGAUUAGCAAACUUU